Molecule: messenger RNA, 1659 nt
Organism: Solanum dulcamara
Lineage: Eukaryota; Viridiplantae; Streptophyta; Magnoliopsida; Solanales; Solanaceae
Product: aldehyde oxidase GLOX1-like
Exons: 1
Coding region: 1-1659 (552 amino acids)
Source: RefSeq, a predicted model, not a curated record
AUGGAGAUUAGAAAAACAGUUAUUAUUUGUUUCAUUCUGCCUCUGCUUCUACUACUACCAUGUAACCGGAACUUGGCUUACGCCGCCGGUGGCAAGUGGGACCUACUCAUGUCCAGUAUUGGCAUUUCCGCCAUGCACAUGCAACUCCUCAAUGACGAUAGAGUUGUCAUGUAUGAUCGUACUGACUUUGGUGCGUCCAACAUCUCCUUGCCUAAUGAUAAAUGUCGCAACAACAAUAAUGACCUCGCUUUGAAAGUCGAUUGCACUGCCCAUUCUAUAGAAUAUGACGUGUCCACCAAUUUUGUACGUCCCCUCAUGAUCCAGACCAAUGUGUGGUGCUCCUCUGGCUCUGCCACGUCAGACGGUUCGUUGGUUCAGACUGGUGGAUUUAACGAUGGUAAACUUGUAAUAAGAGUUUACAAACCGUGCAUUACCGGGAAAAGGAGCAGUUGUGACUGGCAAGAAAUGGGAAAUGGCUUGAUUCAAAGUCGAUGGUAUUCCACUAAUCAUAUUCUUCCGGACGGAAGACAAAUUAUAAUAGGAGGCCGUGACGCUUUUAACUAUGAGUUUCAUCCUAAGACUCCUUCGACCAAUAAUAUAUUUAGUCUUCCGUUUCUUCAACAGACUAAUGAUCCUAGAGAGGAAAACAAUCUUUACCCAUUUGUUUUUCUUAACGUAGAUGGAAAUCUAUUUAUUUUCGCGAACAAUCGAGCUAUAUUAUUCGAUUCCACGACAAAUACGAUAGUAAAAACCUAUCCGCAAAUACCCGGUGGUGAUCCGAGAAAUUAUCCAAGUACGGGUUCUGCUGUUCUUCUUCCUUUAAAGAACUUGGAGGCACAAACGAUUCAAGCUGAGAUUUUGGUGUGUGGUGGAGCACCAAGAGGUUCUUACCUCAAAGCAACAAGAGGUGAAUUUGUGGGGGCGUUAAAUACUUGUGGUCGGAUUACAAUUACUGAGUCGAAUCCACAAUGGACCAUGGAGACCAUGCCACUACCUCGAACAAUGGGUGACAUGGUAAUUUUACCAAAUGGAAAUGUCUUGAUCGUCAAUGGAGCCGCGAUGGGCACUGCUGGAUGGGGAAUUGCUAGGAGUCCGAUUUUGAGUCCGGUGAUUUACCGACCCGAUAACCUACCUGGUUCUAGAUUCGAGGUACAGAACCCGAAUGCCAUACCUAGAAUGUACCACUCAACCGCGGUUUUACUCCGAGAUGGUCGGGUUCUUGUUGGUGGUAGUAACCCAAAUGAGCUUUACAACUUCACUGGAGUUCUUUUUCCAACGGAGUUAAGCUUGGAGGCAUUUUCACCGUCCUAUUUGGAUUCAGGAUCUACUAAUUUGCGACCACAAAUCAUUUCUCCUGUUUCUCGACAUAAAUUCAAGUAUGGACAACGUGUUAACAUUCAAUUUUCUAUUUCGGGGUUACUAAACAGAAAUUCGAUCAAAGUGACGAUGAUUGCACCAGGAUUUAACACACAUUCAAAUACUAUGAAUCAAAGAAUAUUGGUACUUUCAAAUGGAGUUGUAAAACAGGUUGGGAAAUUUGUGUAUCAAGUGAGUUGUUUAUUUCCAAAUUCAGGUAAAUUAGCACCACCAGGUUACUAUCUUCUAUUCGUGGUUCAUCAAGACAUACCAAGUGAGGGAAUUUGGGUCAGGAUCUUUUAA